CCGCGGCCCGACUCCGCCAUGGCCGUUGCUGCCACCGCCCGCAGGAGGCCGAGGGCGUCCGCGCCGGGGAAGCCAACGCCGCCGCCGCCGUCGCCGCCCGGCUGGGGGCCCGCCCCGCUGCCGCUCCUCCUGGGGCUGCUCUUCGGCCUCCUCCUCCUCCUCGGCUCCCCGGCCGCCGGCACUGGGGCUAAGGAAGAAAGAAACCAAACUUCAGAUGAUGUAGCUAGUCUAGUUAAGCUUUCUUCUAAGAUCGGUAAUAAUGCAAAUGAAAAGACCAUGGACCCCAGUGCAAAUGAAAACACCAUGGACCUCUCCCCUCCUAAUAAUACCAGUCUCCCCGCUCCCCUCAAGCCCCAUCCAACGGAAGAUGACAAGGCCACAUCUGCUGCACCUCCUUCAGUUACAACUAGUCCCGCGCUGGUAAGGGAAGCUGAGGCUACUGAGGAGGCCCGAAUUGAGGAGGAGGGUCUGCUCACGUUGAACAGUUCUCCUUCCACCUCCAAAGACUCUCUGGACAAUGGGGAAUAUGGAGAGUCGGACUACGACUGGACGCCCAACACUAGAGAUGGCCCCAACGGUCAUGAGCAAGGCAACACAGGCUUCGCUGAGUUGGACGAAGCUGUUAAUUCCAGGGACAGUUACCCCGACGGGAAAUUGUUUAAGGCUCCACAGUCAAGCUUAGAAGAGGAAGACAGUCAUUUUUUUUUCCACCUGAUCAUCAUUGCUUUCUUGGUUGCGGUGGUGUACAUCACAUACCACAAUAAAAGAAAGAUCUUCCUCCUUGUUCAAAGUAGAAAAUGGCGUGAUGGUCUUUGCUCUAAAACAGUGGAAUAUCAUCGGCUAGAUCAAAAUGUUAAUGAGGCAAUGCCUUCCCUGAAGAUUACCAAUGAUUAUAUUUUUUGAAAGCACUGUGAUCCAAGUUUGCGAGCUCAGUUAUUUUCUUUGCCUGACUUUUUAUAUGCUGUUGUGCAAAAGUUUGCCAUUAAGCCAUUUGUUCUUCAAUGAAAGGUUGAUCUCUUUUGCCUUGAUAGUUGGGAGGUGAAGUGUUAUGACAUAGGGGUAUAUAUAAUUCUUUGUCAUCUAUAUUUUUAUGAUUGAUUUUGGGCAAUGCCGAAAGAUACAGCUGCUUAUUACCCUGUAAAUCAUUAAUUGUUUCAGGUGUGCUGGUCUGGCUAUUUUUUCUGGAAGUGUCAGUGGAGCUGGUAUUUUAUAGACCUCGUUAGGCCUAAGUCUCAACAAAUCCAACAUCACUGAGUCAAAUUAAAUCUGCUGGCAGCCAUUUUUGCCGGUAGAGUCUCAUGGCUCGCUUUACUACCACAGAUUUCUUUGGGUUACCAAAUGUUGGAAAUAACAGAUAAAAACAUGCCAUUAAGUAGUGCUUCUCUUCAGGGAAACAAUUCUACCCACUUCUUGAUUAACUUCUGGAUAGUUUUGGGUCUGAUUUCUCAGAGUGUCAAAUUUUGCUUUUCUGCCACUAUUUUUAAAGAAGUUCAAGUAGACCUCUGUUUUAAGUUAACAAGGCAUGUUUCUUGUAAUCUUUGAGGUACUGUAACAUUUCCAUUGCAAUUGGUGGACUUAAUACUGUUGAUGUUGUAGAUACAUCAUUUAUUUUUGAAUGACAAAUGUUAAGGUAGAAUUUCAUUUUUUAUAUAUGUAGGUUAUCUGCUAUCUCAAAACAUGUGCAUCCACACAUAGGUAUGCAAGGUUUGAGAUAGCAAAUCAUUUUAAUAUACUGAUUCCUCCAGACUUUUAAUUUUGGUGUAGCUUGACUGUAGUAAGUAUUUGGAAAUAUAAGAACAUUUUGUUACUUUCCAAGACAAGUUGACAUGGGGAAGUGGGAUGUUAAAACUUGAGGACCAUCACCAUUUAAGCAAUUCUGCAUCUUCCCUGUUCUGUCAAAUUAAAAUGGUACCUGACUGAAGUAGUUUAUGUACUUACACUUUUGGGGGUAUACUGGCCUAUUUUGUUUGAGUUGGGUCAGCUCUCUGUUUUCAGUAAUUGAAGAAUUUUCUUUCCAGCACAUCUUGAGGUGAUCAUCAGAAUCGUUACCAGAGAGGCAAAAGGGGUCAUUCUCCAUUUGCUUUGACUAAGCCCUGAAGUAUGGUGCCACUUUAAGAUUUUUUUAAUGUUAUUUAGGCACUUACUAUAUGCCAGGCACUGUACUAAGCACUGGGGUGGUCAGCUGAGCAGGUUGGACACAAUUCUUGUUCCACAUGGGGCUCACAGUCUUAAUCCUCAUUUUCGAGUUGAGGUAACUGAGGUACAGAGAAGUUAAGCGACUUAAGGUCACACAGCAGUCAAGUUGCAGAGCCAGGAUUAGAACCCAGGUCCUCUAACCAAAAGGAACUUUCAUGGGGUAUGGUGGGCGGACAUCUGCUGCUCGUUUUCUGAGCUUGGAGAUCGACAAAUCAGUCAAUGUCUCGAUUCUGUCAAAUACUUCUCCACACCACAACCACAGGCAAGGGAAGCACAAAUGUAAAACAGCAGACUGUUUCCUCUCAGAAAUUUUCUUUUAUCAUGUUUGAACUUGUAUCAUCUAAUAUUUUGAAUAAGGUUUUUAAAAAUAAACGGUAAAAAUGUCAA
Messenger RNA from Tachyglossus aculeatus (Australian echidna), 2583 nucleotides. It is a transcript of the gene CX1H5orf15, whose product is annotated as chromosome X1 C5orf15 homolog. NCBI's taxonomy places the organism in Eukaryota, Metazoa, Chordata, Mammalia, Monotremata, Tachyglossidae. The record is from RefSeq and is a predicted model, not a curated record. The transcript has 3 exons. Bases 19 to 903 code for a protein of 294 amino acids.